Molecule: messenger RNA, 423 nt
Organism: Aspergillus lentulus
Lineage: Eukaryota; Fungi; Ascomycota; Eurotiomycetes; Eurotiales; Aspergillaceae
Source: RefSeq, a predicted model, not a curated record
AUGGUAGCCCUCACUACCGGCACACUCAUCAUGGCCAUCACAGCGCUCUUCGUGACCAUCGGCACCUUCAUGGCCGACUACAACGAAACCCACAUCAAGAAUCCGCGCUGGCCACCGCACGCAAAGUUCCAUAACGGGCAAACUAUGACUCUGUCAAUUGUCACGACCCUGCUCACUCUAUACUAUCUGUUCCGCCCCAUCCCGCUUUCCCGAAACUCACCGCCGUCCACGAUUCAAGCAGUAAGACGAAACGACUUGUUCACAGCAGCAUUGAUUGGGAGCAUCUACUGCGCGACUGCGCUCUCUGGGAUAUUGUAUCCUGGGACUGCAGGCACGGACCCAGAGUUUGGAGAAGGCUUCCCUCAGAAAUGGUUGUUCAGUGGGCUUAUUACGCUGAACUGGGUGGGCUGGUGGCUCGCAUAG